AUUAGGGUUAGGGUUUUCUUUCUCUUCUCGUUUCUCUUUCCCUCAACCUUCCUGACCACGGCCAUUAUUAUGCUGUGGUAGAAAGGAAGGAAAAUAAUUAGAACAUCUACUUCAGUGGCAGAGUACUUGAUAUAAAAACCCCAGAAACCCUAGCUUUCCGGGUUGUCCAUUGGCUGUAGAUCCAUGACAAUGGAUGCAAAGCGAAAGGAGGGAGAAGGAGGGGUAGUGGAAAUUGUAGAGGAAGGUAACGUGCUUGGCGCUUCGAACCAACCGGACAAGUUGGAUGUGGUUGAAGAACUAGUGGGGGUGGUUGAAUCAGUGGCUCGGUUUGGAGAUUACCGAAGGACGCAGAGGAAAGAAUGCUGCGGUAUUGUUAGGCGCAUGAAGGUCUUGUUGCCGCUUUUUGAAGAGAUCAGGGACCUCGAAAAGCCGCUUCCGGAGGCUGGUGUUGCUUGGUUGUGCAAUUUGAAGAAGGCUUUUCUCAUGGCAAAGAAAUUAUUGAAAACCUGCAAUGAGGGUAGCAAGAUCUAUCUGGCAUUGGAAAGCGAGGCGGUCACAGUCAAAUUUUAUGCCGUCUAUGAAAAAUUUAGUCAAGCUUUGGAUGGUUUCCCUAGCGAGGCGCUUGAGGUCUCGGAUGAAAUGAAAGAGCAGAUUGAGCUAAUGAGCGUGCAACUUAGAAGAGCAAGGAAGCGAACGGAUACACAGGACAUAGAACUAGCAAUGGAUAUGAUGGUGGUGUUUUCUAAAACGGAUGACCGGAAUGCUGACAGUGCCAUAAUAGAACGAUUAGCAAAUAAACUGGCGCUGCAUACCAUUGAGGACCUUAAGAUAGAGACAAUAGCUGUGAGGAACCUCGUUAGAGAAAGAGGAAGGCAAAAUGCAGAGACUACCCAAAAGAUCAUUGAUCUUCUUAACAAAUUCAAACAAGUUGCAGGCAUGGAAGUCACAAAUGUUCUUGAAGAUCCUGUAAUGCCUAAAAUGCUUGAGAAGUGCACAUCUUUGAUUAUCCCUCACGAGUUCCUUUGCCCGAUCACACUUGAGAUAAUGACGGAUCCUGUUAUUGUUGCAAGUGGACAGGUAAUCUCUAAGUGUUUAAUCCCCUUGUAUUUGCAUUUUCUUUGUUUGGGCAAGUAG
This is a messenger RNA of Juglans regia (Persian walnut), 1134 nucleotides long. RefSeq names its product U-box domain-containing protein 15-like. Lineage: Eukaryota; Viridiplantae; Streptophyta; Magnoliopsida; Fagales; Juglandaceae. Gene Ontology annotation, biological process: protein ubiquitination; cell surface receptor signaling pathway. Bases 184 to 1134 code for a protein of 316 amino acids. Gene Ontology annotation, cellular component: nucleus; cytoplasm. The transcript is spliced from 3 exons. Gene Ontology annotation, molecular function: ubiquitin-protein transferase activity. The record is from RefSeq and is a predicted model, not a curated record.